Messenger RNA from Schistosoma spindalis, 2897 nucleotides. The record is from the annotation of a GenBank genome assembly. NCBI's taxonomy places the organism in Eukaryota, Metazoa, Platyhelminthes, Trematoda, Strigeidida, Schistosomatidae.
CUGCUUCAUUUGUCCGGCUUGGUGGCUUAUUCAACCUUUGUGCUAGCAUGGUCAUCAAACCGUCCUCUCAGAGUAUAGAUGGCCGUGAUACUGUUAGAAGUACUGGUGUUCCUGUCCGUCAAAAACGAAGUUCCAUCACAUUCGACAGUGGUUUGAGGAAACGUCGGAAAUUCGAAACUUCUGGAGGCCCUCAUUCUCCAUUAUCACAACUAGGUGGACACACAAAGCAGGUUAGAAACAACGUUACAACAUCUACUGUUCCUGGUACUGCUCUCUUCCUCGGUGUUGGAGAUACUGGUCAACUUGGUUUGGGACCAGAUGUAACAGAACGCUCAAGACCUGCGCUCCCAAGUGCUACAAGUCUUAAUGCGUUACAAACAACUAAAGAAAAUUCUUUUUCUUAUUUCACACAAAUAUGUUGUGGGGGCAUGCAUUCUGUUUGCCUGACAACUAAUGGUACUAUUGCUACAUGUGGUUGCAAUGAUGAGGGAGCUUUAGGUAGACCAACGGCUACGGAGUCUGGAUCCUGUGACUUGUCUCCAUGUGAUCGCAAUGGUUCUUACCCUAUUGUAGAUGAGUGUCAUCUUGGACUUAUACCGUUUCCAACGAAGGUGAAGAUAGUUAUGGUUUCCGCUGGUGAUAGUCAUACUGCAGCCUUAGAUACCAAUGGUCAAGUAUGGUUGUGGGGAACGUUUCGAGGAGCUAGUGGUCCUAUAGGACUUACACAACCUGGGGAGAUUUGUUCAACUCCGCGACUAUUACUUGCUUAUGCUAUGAACAGUUCCAGUGAAAACAAUGAUGGUGUUUCGAACAAUGAAUCCAAGUUAUCUAAUCGAUCAAUCAAUACAGCGCUUUUAACUUCUAGUACACACGUAGUGAAAAUUGCUUCUGGACAAGACCAUUUGGUUUGUCUGACGGAUGAAGGUCGUCUCUACACUAUGGGAUGUGGUGAACAAGGUCAACUGGGUCGUGUUGCUGAACGAUUUGCUAAGGAUGGUGGUCGUUCAGGGAUUAGCUCAUUACUUCAACCUACUGAAUGUCGAGUUCGUGGGGCCGUCCGUUUUUCCGAUGUAUGGGCAGGAGGUUUCGCUACAUUCGCUCGUUGUCAAAUGACUGGUGCUAUCUAUGCAUGUGGUCUAAAUAAUUAUGGUCAGCUAGCAUUACGCGAUACAACCGGUCAUGGAAAAUCGCUUUCAUGUAAUUCUACAGAAGAGUUUGCUGACAUCGAACUGAAUAUGGCUGAGAAUGCUGAAAAGUUAGUAACUGACCGCCAGGAAGCUGACAGGUCGGAGGCCCAGCUAAUCGCUCGGCAAGGUCCCCUCAUCCAGUUCAUGUUAAUUCGAGCAUUUGGAUUUGAUCCGGAUCAAGAUUGGCGUCAGUUUGCGAUCGGUAUGCAUCAUACACUAGCUUUAAACCAUCUUGGUCAUGUGUACGCUGUUGGUCGACCAGAUUACGGUCGUCUUGGUUUGGGGUGUGAUUUGAAGGGAUCGAAAAUUUCAGUAAACAAACCUACACGCGUGCUUGGUGCACUUAGUGAGUGUGUCUGCUCAUGGAUCGGUUGUGGAGAAGUAUGUUCAUUUGCGGUUGAUACUAAAGGUCUCGCUUACUCCUGGGGUAUGGGUAGCAAUCAUCAACUUGGCCAUGGAGACAAAGAAGAUGACUGUUGGGAACCAGAGUUGAUGGUAGGAAAACAACUAGAAGAUCGUCGAGUUUUAAUGAUUGACGCGGGUGGUCAACAUACUGUUAUGUUAGCUUGCUCUGCUACUCAGCCAAAAGUGAUUGAUAAUGAAGCAGAUAUUGUGAUGGGUGAUUCUAAUCAGCUUCUAAAUGGGACGAACAAAUCUCCUGCAGCCGAAAAACAUGAUGAGGAAAUGUCAGAAGUGAUGUCUGGUCCACUUUCUAAUAAUAAUGUAGAGCAACAUCAGCAAAGUUUAGAAUUAUCCAAAAAUCUUAAGAUGUGUGAUUCUUCCGCUGAUACAUCAGUAGAGCGUAUUUUGAUUCCACCUAUUGGACCUGGUGCCCCACAAAGCAAGCGAAACCGACGUGCAAGUCCUUCGUCUGUAACUGGAAGUACAGGGACGACGUUACUUACUCCUAUUGGGUUUAGCUGUGAAAGUACAACAGGAAGUACAGCAGGGGCCACAAUCAAUAGCAGCGUUCAUAGUUCUGCUGUUUCUGAUACUUGCUCCGUUGGAUCAUGUGCAUCGACAAGUAGUACAAGUAGUCAAUUGAAUAGUGCUAAAAGUACCGAUGGUGGUGGAAGUAGCCGAUGUAGUUCUUUUGACAAUUACAGUGUACAGAGUAGUUUAUUGUUAGUACCAUCCACGGAAGAUAAAUCCCGUAAAGGCACAUGAUACCCUGUCCUUAUUCUCAGUAUUAAAAAAAAUCUACUUAGUAUUAUUAUUUUCAUUAAUCCUUAAGGUUGUUUAUGAUACGUGGUAUCAAUUAUAUUUAGUCGUCAUUUUUCAAACUGCUCAAAUUUAUUUCAUCUCUAACCUUGUGGUUAUACACAUUCAUCGUCUUUUAGUUCACUGUUUUUGUGGGGAAUUUCCAUACUGAAUUUAUCCCAUGUGAUGUUUUGUCUUGGUUUUAUUUGUAAGAAAUUAAAGAUGAACUUACUCUUUAUGUAAUCCAUUGUUUCCAGACAACUUUCACUCAAACAAUUUCAGGCAACUAACUGAUAAACUCACUUGUUCGUUUUAUAUGUAUAAUGUUUAUUUUGUACACUACAUCUAUUUGUAUACUUUAAUCUUUGUUAAAAAUUUGGAAAAUAAGAAAAACUUUAAAUAUCCUAAUGUAUACUUUGAAUGUUAAUCUAACGUUUGUUUUAGUGAUUGCUUGUAUGUAUGCUUAUGUAGUUAUAUUAUAAUAAUAAUUCAUAUUCAUUUGAACGUUAA